ACUCAUCACCGAGAGGUCCGAGACCUUGCAACAGCGGCAUCGUCGUCUGCAAAUCUCGAAGCGAAGAUGAAAAUUGUGGCGGCUUAUCUCCUGGUCGUCCUCGGCGGCAACCCCAACCCCUCCGCCGAUGAUAUCAGAUCCAUCCUUGAAUCAGUGGGAGCGGAGGCAGAGGAUAAGAGGAUCAACCACUUCCUCGCGGAAGUCAAGGGCAAGGACAUAACGGAAGUCAUCGCUGCCGGCCGGGAGAAGUUCGCUUCCGUGCCCUCCGGUGGCUCUGUGGCUGCCAUCGGGGUCGCCGCCCCUGGUAGCGGCGGCGCGGGCGGCGCCCCAGCUGCAGAGGAUCCUAAGAAGGAGGAGAAGGUGAAGGAGAAGGAGGAAUCCGAUGAGGUGAAACUCCCUGUCUUUCCCUCCCGCAAAUUUUCGUUUCCGACAUAAAUUUGUGGUUUUUUUUCUUUCUCGUUUCCAAUUUCUGUUUUUGGAAAACACAAGCUAUGGAGAUUGGUUUGAUUGCUAUUUGUUGUAAGUUUUGAAGGUAAUGGCAAUCUUUUUUAUUUUAUAUACUAGCAUAUCACUUAAACGGCUACAAGUAUGCCACUUUUUCCAAAUUUAAUAGCACAUGGUAAAGUCCUAUCUUGUGAUCAAGGUUCACAAAGCAUAUACAGAGGCAUAAAGUCAUGCAUAGAAAGACUGAAUAUUGUUAGUAAAGUGCAUAAACUCUCAAGUAUUUGGAUUAAUUAGAGUUGAAGAUGUAAGGGGUGGAGGGAAAAAGGAAAUCUUUGUUAGUAUUAAUGAUAAGUCGCCAUGAUGAUUACCAUUGUUAUUGCUAAAUUUGUUGAUCUCCUAUGUUUAACUCAUACCUCAAGUAUGU
Zingiber officinale is the source of this 868-nucleotide messenger RNA. Its product is annotated as 60S acidic ribosomal protein P2B-like. Gene Ontology annotation, cellular component: ribosome; cytosolic large ribosomal subunit. Gene Ontology annotation, biological process: cytoplasmic translational elongation. Gene Ontology annotation, molecular function: structural constituent of ribosome. The record is from RefSeq and is a predicted model, not a curated record. Lineage: Eukaryota; Viridiplantae; Streptophyta; Magnoliopsida; Zingiberales; Zingiberaceae. The transcript has 2 exons. The coding region runs from base 67 to 435 and encodes 122 amino acids.